Molecule: messenger RNA, 4869 nt
Organism: Rhineura floridana
Lineage: Eukaryota; Metazoa; Chordata; Lepidosauria; Squamata; Rhineuridae
Gene: NEK10
Product: NIMA related kinase 10
Exons: 36
Coding region: 137-3472 (1111 amino acids)
Biological process (GO): protein phosphorylation
Molecular function (GO): protein serine/threonine kinase activity; ATP binding
Source: RefSeq, a predicted model, not a curated record
UCCGGAGAGCUGCAGCGGUGCUGGAAUUGGAGCCGCAUACGGGGAGGGACAGAGAGGACGAGAAACAGGGACCCCAUCCCGCCUCCUCCUUUGCGCGAAGCAUGAUGUGUUAAUCCUGAUGCCUUGAUGUUAUACAAUGCCUGAUCAGCACAAGAAGGUGAAGACCACAGAAAAGGCAACAGAUACCAAACCUCAAGGGGAUUACUCUGACCUUAAAAGGCUUCUGGCACUACUAAAUGUCCAGUCAAGCAAACAACAGCUGCCGGCCCUUAACUUUGAAAGUGCUAAUAACAGCAUGACCAAGUCUGAACAAUACUCCAGCAAUCCUUGUGGAGAGAGAUGUAGAGGUCAAUGGCAAGAAUCAACUGAGGCUGUUGAACUUGAACACUUUAGUAUGAAUUACAAGAAUGAGAGAAAUUUUAGCCAACAUCCACAGCACAAAUUGUUUCAAGAUAUCUUCACAGCUUUGGUAAAGAACCGGCUUAUUUGCAGGGAAUGGGCUAGCCGAGCUUCAUCUGUCCACUUUCUGAGAGUUUUAACCUGUAUAAGGUUAUUAAUGAGAGAUCCUUGCUAUCAGGAAGUUCUCCACAACCUGGGUGGGAUUGACAGCUUAGCACAGUAUAUGGAAAGAGUAGCAAACGACUAUCUUUGCUAUGGAGAAGACAACCAUAAUAUAGACAAAUUGGUCAACAUGACGUAUAUUUUUCAAAAGCUAUCAGCUGUUAAAGAUCAAAGAGAAUGGGUAACAGCCAGUGGAGCACAUAAAACUUUGAUCAAUCUACUUGGAGCUAGAGAAAAUAAUGUACUGCUAGGUGCAUUGCUUGCUCUCACGAGCUUGGCAGAAAGCCCUGGAUGCCGAGAGAAGAUAAGUGAGCUCAGUGUUGUGGAGAAUUUGUUGGUGAUAUUGCAUGAAUAUGACUUGCUCUCUAAAAGGCUGACAGCAGAGUUGCUCCGCCUCCUCUGUGCAGAAUCUCAUGUCAAAGAGCAAGUCAAAAUAUGUGAAGGAGUCCCCGUCCUGCUCAGCUUGCUGCAUUCAGAUCACCUGAAACUGCUGUGGAGUGUAGUUUGGAUUCUGGUCCAAGUUUGCGAAGAUCCAGAUACCAGUGUGGAAAUCCGUAUUUGGGGCGGUAUCAAGCAGCUCCUUCAUAUUUUACAAGGGGAGCGAAAUCUAUUUUCAGAUCGUUCUUCCAUUGGGAGUUUAUCUAGUGCAAAUGCAGCAGGAAGAAUCCAACAGCUUCAUUUGUCAGAAGAUUUAAGUCCUCAUGAGAUACAAGAAAAUACAUAUUCCCUCCAAGCAGCUUGUUGUGCUGCAAUUACUGAAUUGGUCCUGAAUGAUACUAAUGCUCACCAAGUAGUUCAGGAAAAUGGAGUUUAUACAAUAGCAAAGCUGAUUUUACCUAAUAAAUACAGGAAUGUGGCAAAGGCUAAUUUAUUACAGUGUUAUGCCUUCAGAGCUCUGAGAUUUCUUUUCAGUAUGGAAAGGAACAGACAUCUCUUCAAAAGACUCUUCCCUACAGAGUUGUUUGAGAGUUUCAUUGAUAUUGGACAUUAUGUUCGUGAGAUCAGUGCUUAUGAAGGGCUAGUAUUGAAGCUAAAUGCAUUACUGGAGGAUGAAGUUAAGCAAAUUGCUGAAAAUAUUGAAGAUAUUAAUCAGAACAAAGCACCUACAAAAUACAUUGGUAAUUAUGCAAUAUUGGACCAUCUUGGCAGUGGAGCCUUUGGAAGUGUUUACAAGGUUAGGAAACAUAGUGGCCAAAACCUUCUCGCAAUGAAAGAAAUUAAUCUACAUAAUCCAGCAUUUGGAAAAGAUAAAAAGGACAGAGACAGCAGUGUGAAGAACAUUGUCUCUGAAUUAACCAUAAUUAAAGAACAGCUUUAUCAUCCUAAUGUCGUACGAUAUUACAGAACCUUCUUAGAAAAUGACAGACUGUACAUAGUCAUGGAGCUCAUAGAAGGAGCAUCGCUGGGAGAACAUUUUCAUUCUCUGAAAGAAAAGCAACAACAGUUUACAGAAGAGAGAAUAUGGAAUAUAUUUAUUCAACUGUGUUUAGCUCUUCGGUAUUUGCACAAAGAGAAGAGAAUUGUUCAUCGAGACCUCACUCCAAAUAAUAUCAUGCUGGGAGAUGAGGAUAAAGUAACCAUCACUGACUUUGGUCUUGCAAAGCAAAAACAGGAAAACAGCAAGCUUACCUCAGUUGUUGGAACUAUUCUGUACUCCUGCCCUGAAGUUGUGAAGAGUGAGCCAUAUGGCGAGAAGGCUGAUGUCUGGGCUGCAGGAUGUGUACUUUAUCAGAUGGCAACCCUCAGUCCUCCGUUUUACAGCACCAACAUGCUCUCCUUAGCAACUAAAAUAGUAGAAUCUGCAUAUGAGCCAGUUCCAGAUGGUGCCUAUUCUGAAAAAGUAUCAGCAAUCAUUAAAAGAUGCUUGACUCCUGAUGCAGAGAGUCGUCCUGACAUAAUAGAGGUCAGUUCAAUGAUAUCAGAUGUUAUGAUGAAGUAUUUAGAUGGUUUAGCAACCUCUCAGCUUGUCUUGGAGAGGAAACUGGAACGCGAGAGGAGGCGUACCCAGAGAUAUUUCAUGGAGGCCAACAGGAAUGCAAUGACAUGUCACCACCAGCUUACUGUAUUAUCUCAGGAGCAUUAUGAGAAGUCAAGCCUCAGCAGCAGUAGUAGUGGAGCAGCCAGUUUAAAAAGUGAAUUUUCUGAAAACACAGAUCUUUUGGCUGAAAACUUUCAUCAGUCUUCUGGAAAAGAUGAAGAGAAACCUUGUGAUGAAAACUUGUCAGAUGAUAACUUCACUUUAGAAAACUUAGAAAAAGAUGUCUUCUCGGAGUUAGAUGAUGAACUGGACAUAUUAGAUAAUUCCAGCAAUUCUAGUUCAAGCCCUCUUAAAGAAUCAGCAUUUGGUAUUAUAAAAAGAAGCUUUAGUGCUUCCGAAAGACAUACUCACACAAAAGAUUAUAUUGGUAUCCCAGGAUCCAGACCAAGACCAGCAUCUGCAGGGAUUGCUGUGUCACAACGGAAGGUGCGUCAGAUCAGUGAUCCCAUUCAACAGAUUCUAAUUCAGCUGCACAAGGUUAUCUACAUCACUCAGCUUCCACCAACUUUGCACUGCAACUUGAAAAGAAGAGUCAUUGAGAGAUUCAAGAAAUCCCUAUUCAGUCAGCAGAGCAACCCAUGCAACUUGAAGUCUGAAAUUAAAAAGCUUCUCCAAGGUUCUCCAGAGCUGAUUGAGCCCAACUUUUUGACAGCAGAUUGCCAAUUGUUAUUGCACUCUUCAGGAGGAAGUACUUUGGUCCUAGAUGACAGACCAGGUCUUCCAAGCACUUUUGAUGUGGAUGAAGGAAUGACAUACGAACAAAUGCAGACUGUGAUUGAAGAGGUUCUGGAGGAAUGUGGAUAUUACAAUUUCACCUCAAAUAGGUAUCAAUACUAUCCAUGGGGAACAAGGAAUCAUCCAGCCAGAAGAUGAGCAGCUGGAAUUCUGACAAGAUUGGCAUGUUUUCUAGUGAGGUCUAAAUGCCUUGACUUCAGCUGUUUUUGUCUUUUGCCAAAGGAUGCCCUUUGCUUAAAACAUUCAAAUGUAGGGUAGUUUGGAAAGAGUCAUUCAGGCAGCAUAACUGUAGUAUACAACUUUUUCGGUAGGUGUUUGCAGUACAUUUUCCCUCUGGCAAGAUGCUUACAUUCUGUGCAAAAUACAGACAUUAUUCCAGGUGCCUGUAUUAUGACAAAGCAAUACUAUAUUGAAUUCUUGUUUUUAUAUAAUUUUUGAAUGGACUGAUGAAUACUCAGGAAUGUUGGAAAUAUAUCUUAAGUUUUAUAGAUUUGUUUAUAUCAGAGAUUUAUCUUUUAUAAUAAGAGUAUCUUUUGUAUGGAGAGAAAAUCAGAAAGUUGGAAAUUGUCUGGAAUUCAUUUGAAGAGCAGACUAUUUCAAAGUAGUUACCAUCUCAUGCUAGCCUUUUGGGUAUUUGCAAUUUCUGCUGCAGGUGUGAUAUAUUAGACAGUAUUUAUAACUUGCACACCUUCUAAUAAUUGUUAAGUUUCAGAAUUAAAGCUUAGGGCAUUGUUGAUUCUAUAAAUAGAUAAAGGGUGGUGUCUAUAAUAUGCAUAUAAGAAACUUCUACACACACAAUACAUAUACACAACAACAAAAUAAAUAGAUCAAUUAAUUUCUUAUUCCUAGUCAGAUUUGUAGUACAUAACACAUUUUGGAAAACUAUACAUGCUUCUGGAAAGUACAUAUAAAAUAAGAAUGUACACUUCGUUGUUGCUAAGACUUUUCUCUUAUUUAUGCCAUCUUUUUAAAGAUUUCAGUUGCAGUAUAUAUUAUUAUACUCUAGAACGGGGUAGGCAAUGUGGUACUCUCCAAAUAUUGUUGGACUACAACUUCCAUCAUCCCUAAUCAUUGGCAGUGCUGGCUGGGGCCAAUGAGAGUUGUAGUACAACGUCUGGAUGGCACAAAAUUGGCUACCCCUGCUCUAGAAUAACCCAUUUAGGUAACUGGAAUAGAUUUUGUAGCGUAUCUCCAAAUUUCAUUUUUUUUUCAAAAAUAGCUUAGUUAUUUAAUUAUUUUGGUAUGUAAUGUCAUGUUUCUGAGGUAGGAUGCGCAUUGUACAUCUAAUCUAUUAGGCAACAUACUAAUAUUUCAUUGUGUGACUUAACAGUUCAAGCACAAACAGCAAAUUCAGGUAAAAAAGACAUGUUCAGCUUGUCUAUUCUAACCCACCUUAGUCUGAUAUCAUCAACAUGAUUGGCUUUGGAACCAGCCAAAUAGGACCACUUGAAAUCUAGACAAUGGCACUGCCAGAGCACCGUGCAGCAAAAAUGUGUAUGUGAGUUAUUUGAUAGCUGCUUGACACUUUGCAAGGG